AUGAAAUAUUUUAUUUUGUUCAUUUUAUCUGUAACAUAUUUCUCAUUAUUUGUUGAAUCAUUCAAUCAACAAAAUCAUUGUAAUGCACUCGAAAAUCUAAUCGCUAACGCCAUUGAUGAGGUGGCGGCUGAUAUGAAACAUAUUGAUGAGGUGGCUGAUAGAAAACAUAUUGAUGGGCAUUAUAACAAACCUAGAAAUCCUAACUAUAAUAAAGGAAAUUUUAAAAAAUAUAUUAUGGUUUUCUUAAGCAUUUUAAUAGCGAUUUCUAUAUUGGUUCUAAUCAUUUUAUUAAUUGGAUGUAUACGACGACGAUUAUUAUUAAGUCGAAUUACGAGAACAAACUAA
Molecule: messenger RNA, 345 nt
Organism: Babesia microti strain RI
Lineage: Eukaryota; Apicomplexa; Aconoidasida; Piroplasmida; Babesiidae
Exons: 1
Coding region: 1-345 (114 amino acids)
Source: RefSeq, a predicted model, not a curated record